Kalmanozyma brasiliensis GHG001 is the source of this 1713-nucleotide messenger RNA. Its product is annotated as Amino acid permease/ SLC12A domain protein. Gene Ontology annotation, cellular component: membrane. The coding region runs from base 1 to 1713 and encodes 570 amino acids. The transcript is spliced from 2 exons. Gene Ontology annotation, biological process: amino acid transmembrane transport. Gene Ontology annotation, molecular function: amino acid transmembrane transporter activity. NCBI's taxonomy places the organism in Eukaryota, Fungi, Basidiomycota, Ustilaginomycetes, Ustilaginales. The record is from RefSeq and is a predicted model, not a curated record.
AUGUCGUCCAACCGGAAGUCAUUCGACAACGACGGCAUCGCCACCGUCUCCAAGUCGUACCCCGUCGAGGCGGCUUCGGAAGGUGACGCAUCUAAGACGGCUUCGAUCCACGAUGGCGAGGGGGCUAAAUCGCACCGCAGCCGGAAGACAUCUCCGUUUGAGGUGCCAGUAGGCCAAGCAGGCGUCGGCGCUGUCUCGCGGAAACUUAGCAGCCGCCACAUCCAGAUGAUUGGUAUCGGCGGUGGUAUCGGUACCGGUCUUUUCGUCGGCUCUGGUAUCGCGCUCGCCAACGCAGGUCCGGUCGGUGUCCUGCUUGCCUACAUCAUCACUGGUGCCAUGAUUUUCGGCGUUAUGGAAGGCCUCGCGGAGAUGUCUUCGUACCUGCCCGUCAGUGGGUCCUUCAUGCACUUCGCCGGCCGCUUCGUUGAUCCCUCCCUGGGUAUGGCCAUGGGCUGGAACUAUUGGUGGUGCUACGCUAUCGGUUGGGCCUCAGAGCUUUCUGCCGCGUCCGCCGUCAUUGGCUACUGGAACCAGGACAUCAACAUCGCCGCUUGGAUCUCGAUCAUGAUGGUCGUCGGCGCUCUGCUCAACUUUGCCGGCGUCAACAUCUACGGCGAGUCCGAGGUCAUCACCUCGACCAUCAAGCUGCUCGCCUUCAUUAUGCUUAUCAUCUUCGGUCUCGUCAUCGACCUCGGCGGCGGACCCAAACAUGAUCGACUCGGCUUCCGCUACUGGAAGAACCCCGGCACUUUCAACCAGUACAACGACAUCAGCGGCGCCGAAGGACGCUUCCUUGGAUUCUUCAGUGCAUUCCUCCAAUCUGCUUUUACUUAUAUAGGUACGGAAACCGUGGUUCUGGCUGCAGGCGAAGCGAAAAACCCUUCUACGCAAAUUCCAAAAGCCGCGAAGAGGGUGCUGUACCGCAUUCUCUUCUUCUACAUUCUGGGUAUCGCGAUCAUGGGUCUGAUCGUGCCCUACAACGACCCUGGACUCAAGAGCGACGGCUCGUACACGGGCGCUUCGCCCUGGAUCGUUGCCAUGAACAAUGCCGGAGUCCUCGUCUUGCCGCACAUCUUCAAUGCUGUAGUCUUGGUCUCAGCAUUCUCUGCCGGCUCCUCGUACGUCUAUGUAGCGAGUCGAACUCUGUACGCUAUGGCCCUGGACCACCAGGCGCCUGGCUUCUUCCGCCGCGUUGACAAGCGAGGCAUCCCUUACAUCGCUGUCUUGUUCUCGUGGCUGGUGGGCGCCUUGUCGUACCUCGGUAUCUCGAAAGGCGGUGGCACCGUCUUCUCGUGGCUCUCGGCGCUCUCGGCCGUCGCAGGUCUCUUCGCUUGGGGUACCUGCUGCUACGCUUACCUCCGUUUCAGGAAGGCAUACUCGCUUCAGGGCUACGAUCGCGCAGCGCUUCCUUACCGCGCAAGGCUGCAGCCCUACGCGAGCUGGUUCAGCAUCAUCAUGUGCGCCAUCGUCAUCUUCUUCAGCGGCUGGUCGGUCUUCUUGAAGGGCAACUUUACCGCGAGUGGGUUCCUGACGAGCUACCUGGGCGUGCCCGUGUUCUUCGUUCCCUGGAUCGGCUGGAAGCUGUGGCACAAGACCAAGGUGGUCAAGCUCACCGAGAUUGAUCUCGACUCGGGCAGGUUGAGGCCACAGGACGAGGUCAAGGAGGAAGUGCCAACAACCGCCUGGGGCAAGUUCUGGGCUUGGGUCUUCUAA